Messenger RNA from Doryrhamphus excisus (bluestripe pipefish), 2779 nucleotides. RefSeq names its product myelin protein zero (gene mpz). Gene Ontology annotation, cellular component: plasma membrane. The record is from RefSeq and is a predicted model, not a curated record. Gene Ontology annotation, biological process: myelination. Lineage: Eukaryota; Metazoa; Chordata; Actinopteri; Syngnathiformes; Syngnathidae.
UAAACACGCUGGAUGCUGGCAGGCCACCUGUUGCCGUCCCCUCUUGUCCUGGAUCUGUGCACCCGUGCUCCCAUCUCUGUCCACUCCCCGCAGAGUGGGACUCCUCCGCCGUGCGCUCCUUUGUCCUCCGUGUUAGCGGGAAGCUCCACGCUCGCCGCAGACCAUCAUGCUGACCCCGGUGGUGCUGGCGUCGCUUGUCCUCUUGGGAAUAGUGCCUGAGCCGUCCCAGGCCAUCGUGAUCUACACGGGCUGGGAGCGCCACGCCCUGGUGGGCUCCGAUGUGCGACUCUCCUGCUCCUUCUUCUCCUGGCGCUGGACGUCUGAGGACGUCACCUUCUCUUGGACGUACAGGCCCGACGGCUCGCGGGACAGCAUCUCUAUCUUCCACUACACUGGGGGCGUGGCCUACGUGGACAACAAAGGCCCCUUCAGGGACCGCCUGGACUUUGUGGGCGACCCGAGCCGCCGUGAUGGGUCCAUCCUGUUGAAGAACCUGGAUUUCUCCGACAACGGCACCUUCACCUGCGACGCCAAGAACCCUCCUGACAUCGUAGGACGGCCCUCCAGCGUGCGCCUGCUGGUGUUCGAGAAGGUGCCCAUCCAAGCCGGCGUGAUCACGGGCUCCAUCAUCGGCGUGGUGCUGGGCCUGCUGGUUCUCAUCGUGGUCAUCUACUACCUGAUGCGUUUCCUAGUGGCGCGCCGCGUCUUCAGCCUCAGCGUCAGCAAACAUGGCAAGAAAAAGAAAGAGGGAUCACAGCAGAGACAGAUAAAGGUCUGACUCCUCCGUGAUGCCUCCACCUCUCUCGUCUGCCUGACGCCCCCACCCCUGCCCCCCCCUCUGCCGCCAUUUCUUGCCAUUAUCUUUCCUCCUUUAAGGCAGGCUAUAAGAAGAAUAGCCCCGCUAUGUGGUGGCAGCCUUUAUGCACUCAUUGGGCAAAGUGUAAAAGUGUUUAAGGCCUAACUGCGCUCAUAACCUCCGUCAGAGGAGCCUUCAGGCGUCCCUCAGGGUUUUCCCUCAAUCUUCCCCCUUUUUACGACUCAAUCUGGUGCACACAUCGAGCCUCGGCCGGACUUCCGUUAAAGAAAUACGAUGCCGACUCGUUGCCGGCGGGAGACGGAGGUCCAAGCCGCCGUGCUCCCGCUGUGUCGCGUUGGGGCUCAUGGAGGUCGUUUUUGCCGGCUAUUUCUGGGGGGCCUUACUGUAACAGCUGCACAUUUCUUGGAGGAGAGCUGCGUUUAACGGGGGGGGGGGCUUCGCCGCUUAGCUCGGGGGACCUGGGACUGACAAGCACGCAUGAUGUCACGGGCCAGAGGACUGGCGGCAGACGCCCUUGGCGGGGGGGUUUAACAGUAAAGAAGGUGCUCUCCUCAGUUCUUGAAGGUCUUCUUCUUUUUGCAUUUUAUCUCCUCCACUUCCUGUCACCUGACGGCAGACGCUGCAUUAUUAGCUCACAGAAUAGGCCGCUACACAAUCCACUCUGCUCGUUAAGCCUCUUCUUAUCUGACUUCCAGCCCCCCUCGCCCCCCGCCCCCGUUCUAUAGUAGUCAGACCCAACUGUCCCCCCCUACUCCUCCCAUUAGUUAUCCUUCAAACAACCCCUCACACAGUGGCGUUUCCACCUCGCCAGCCGGCUCUCCUUCCUUUGACCUUUUAUUUCCGCUGGCUCAAAUGCCAAAGUGCUAACCUCUGCCCCCUACUGGCAAAGCAGAAAAAACAACACGUGGGCGGGUAGCCUUUGACCGUCCCCGCAAGGCUUUUGGUUAGCCUUCCUCCGGAUGUUCUGUGUUGAGAAUCGCCUUUCGCCUUUUUUAUUCGGUGACGUCAUUAAAAGUUCUAGAAGAAAAAAUGCGUGGAUGUGUCAUGUCGGAACCCUUCAUGGACGGUGGAAACGAACCCAACUGGGACUGCUUGGUGGAAACAUGCUUAGGUCCAAAACAUGCACACGACGAGUGGAAGUUGGGACCGGGCACCUCAAAGCUCAAGGAACCCAAAGCAGCAGAAGAACGCUUUGUCAGAACCGAAAACAACCCAAACUUCUUGCUUGGUCGAGGUUCUCCUUCUUCAACGAGCCAAAGACGGACGCGGGGGGUGGACGGCCAAGACUUGAAUGUUUCUUUCCAAUUCCGAACGUGAGGUGCUACGAGACGUCAGAACUGGAGAUGUGCUUUGCCUCAUCAGCUUGGCCUGGUUUCUACGGUUCCUCCAUGUCUACCUUUACGGACCAUAGUCCAGAACUUCACUGCUUUUGUUUUAUGCCUUCCGCUAAAGUGUUGUAGAACCUUGUAGAUCCAUCUAGAAGAAAGAUCUAUCCAUGUACUCAUUCCCACUAGAGAGGUUAUUUCAUCCAUGGAAAAACUGGGCCUGGCCUGUAUUUAGCUUUAGCCUUCUCAUCAAGCUAACUAUUGAGUCCAGAUGCCUGCUCUAAUUGUAUUAAGAGACAUUUUCUUUCUGUGUUUUAUAAGCUGUAUUAAGUAGCAAUGUAACUUUUUGCCUGUGGCUUCUUUUAUUGUUAUGAUUGUUAUUGUUAUUAUUUUCACAUUUGUUUUAAUGCUUGUCGUCACCCUUAACGGCUGAGUAAUACUGUAAAAAGAACGUGAAUAAACUGUAGCCUGGAGACAAACGUCACACAAGUAGACUUUGUUCUGCUACAAAAUAAAUCCACAUGACCCAAAGAGUUUUCCAACAUGCGCACUUUUUGUCCACAAGAGUCCAAUAAUAUUUGUUUUUUCCCCACUAAAAGCUUUGUGAAUAAAACAGCAAUGUUGGAAACUAAACAAA